Penicillium angulare is the source of this 906-nucleotide messenger RNA. Its product is annotated as RTA1 domain-containing protein. Gene Ontology annotation, cellular component: membrane. The coding region runs from base 1 to 906 and encodes 301 amino acids. NCBI's taxonomy places the organism in Eukaryota, Fungi, Ascomycota, Eurotiomycetes, Eurotiales, Aspergillaceae. The record is from RefSeq and is a predicted model, not a curated record. The transcript has 3 exons.
AUGUCUACUACUAGCAGCAACAGUGGAUAUGACUACGCUCUUUAUCGUUAUACGCCAUCUAUUCCAGCGGCAGCAAUUUUCGCAGGAGUAUUCCUGAUCCUUUCAAUUCUUCAUUUGAUUCAGCUGGCCCGAAGUCGCGCAUACUUCUUCAUUCCAUUCGUUGUGGGCUUACUAUUUGAAUGCGCUGGAUACAUUGCUCGCAUAUUUUCUCAUUUCAAUACAACUGCACUCGGCCCAUAUAUCGUCCAAACAAUGCUUAUUCUAGUUGCACCGCCCUUAUUCGCAGCUUCUAUCUAUAUGACUCUCGGUCGGGUUGUUGUCAAGCUUGACGCAGAGGACAAAUCCAUCAUUCCGGUCCGAUUCCUAACGAAAAUUUUCGUUGUUGGGGAUAUUGUUUCGUUUCUCUUGCAAUGCGGAGGUGGUGGCUAUAUGGCUGCUGGCACAUUGUCCGCCAUGGAUACUGGUGCCAAUAUUGUUGUCGGUGGUUUGGUCGUCCAGCUUCUUUUCUUUGGAUUCUUCGUCAUCGUGUCGGCCGUGUUCCACUGGCGCGCUAGAAGACAACAGCUGAAUAUCUCUGAUUCGUACAGUGUGCAGCCACAAGGCUUUAUGAAUUGUAUGACAUGGGUGUCUGUUAUGUACGCCCUUUAUGCUGCCUGUUUUCUUAUUCUGGUGCGCUCGGUUUUUCGAGUUGUGGAGUUUGUUGAAGGAAAUAGUGGAUUCAUCAUGCGCAGAGAAUACCUAUUAUACAUUUUUGAUGCGUGUCUCAUGUCAUUGACAGGGAUCGUGUUGGUUAUCGUCUUUCCAGGCCACCUUUUUCCUGGGAGUGGUAAUAAGCGGGAUAGCGAGCUUCCACUCGUCUCCACCGAGCAUGGGUUCAAUUAUGCAGAGCAAAAGUCCACGAGGUAG